Molecule: messenger RNA, 3708 nt
Organism: Zonotrichia leucophrys gambelii
Lineage: Eukaryota; Metazoa; Chordata; Aves; Passeriformes; Passerellidae
Product: ubiquitin-associated protein 2-like
Exons: 28
Coding region: 130-3459 (1109 amino acids)
Cellular component (GO): nucleus; cytoplasm
Molecular function (GO): protein binding
Source: RefSeq, a predicted model, not a curated record
ACGUGUGUGUGCGGAAGGAGGGGGAGCCAGGCAGGUGGUCACGUGACGGUGGUGAGUGCCACUGCUGCUUUGUGAGCACAUUGGGCAGAUUUUCUAUUUUGUACAUACAUUGUUUUGUAUAUACUGUAUAUGAUGACUUCGGUGGUCAGUGAACGUACCCGGGGUACUAGGGACAAAAUGCAAAUUUCAACCUCUCAUCCAACACAACCACAGAAACAAGUAGUACAGGCAACAGCAGAACAGAUUCGCCUUGCUCAGAUGAUCUAUGAUAAGAAUGACACAGAUUUUGAAGAUAAAGUGAAACAACUUAUGGAAGUGACGGGGAAAAACCAGGAUGAGUGCAUAGUGGCACUACAUGAUUGUAAUGGGGACAUGAACAGAGCAAUUAACAUAUUGCUGGAAGGAAGUUCAGACACGACUUCUUGGGAGACUGUAGGGGGAAAGAAGAAAAACCUUGGAAAAGAAGGUUUGGAAAACAAAGAGAACAGAGAGAAACGAGGGGACAGAGAAAUGAGCCGUGGAUGGGGAAGUUCCAACAGAUGGGGAAGAGGAGGCAACCGUGGCCGAGAGUUCAGAGCUGAAGAGAAUGGAGUGGACAACAGUCAAGGAGACAGGCCUUCAGACCGUGGGAAACGUAGCCGUGGGAGAGGGUUUGGACGUGGCAGAGGGAGAGGAGCAGGGAGGUUUUCAACCCAAGGCAUGGGGACAUUUAAUCCUGCAGACUAUAUGGAGUCUUCUGCCACUGAUGGCUUUGGGACAAGAUCAGAGGUUUGGGAGACUGGUCAGAAUGAUGCAGAUGAUGGAACUGGAGCAUGGAAAAACUCAGUAGAAGAAUGGACUGCAGAAGACUGGAAUGAAGAUCUUUCUGAAACAAAAGUCUUCACUGCUUCCUCUGUUCCAGCUGAGAAUCAUGUGACUCCUAGGCAAAGCAUUGAUUUGGUAACACUGCUUCAAAAGCCUGAAAAGCCUGUGACCCUUACCCAAGAGACAAAAGGCCACUCGUUUGAGGCUCCCCAGCAACAAACCUUUGGCCAAGCCCUGGUUUUCACAAAUUCUCAGCACAGCACCCAGAUGGCAUCAGGAAAUGGCAGCUCCAGUGCUGUAAACUCUUAUUCUCCUCAAAGUCUGUCUGCAGUUCUUUGUCCUGGCUUUCGAGAACGUGGGUCUCCUAAACUGACAAACUCUACUGGAUCCCAAAUCUUGGACCAAUUGAAAUCCCCAAGUUUGGGUCAGUUUACCUCUCAACAAAACAAUAAUAGUUCUACUACCACUACCGCAUCAUCCUGGGAUCAAAACCCGCCCAUUACCCAGGCUUCAGUCCUUAGUCAGUUUGACUUGAAAUCGCAGCCUCAACCAUCCCCAGUUCUAAUCCAUCUGACCCAGCGGCAGCAACAACAAACACAGACAGCCCCUGUUCCUCCUCCUGGGCUGGAGUCCUUCUCCCAGGUAAAACUCCACAAGCCAUUACCAGUAGACACCUCUACCGCUGUUAGCAAAAUGUUACAGCUCCCCACUAUAUCUAUGGAUAACCAGGAAGUGACUGCCCACCAAACCCAGCAGAAGCAGCUAAAACCACCAAAACGGAGGAUAAUUCCAGCAUCCAAGAUUCCUGCCUCAGCAGUGGAGAUGCCUGGAUCAGCAGAUGUGACAGGAUUAAAUGUUCAGUUUGGAGCUAUGGAGUUUGGAUCAGAGCCUAUGCUCACAGAAUUUGGAUCAACUUCAAGCAGUGAGAAUACCAGCCAGGCAACCAACAAUAGCUUGUACACAAAAUCUGUCAAUGAUCCUUUGAAUACCUCUCUGCCAAUAUCCAAUACAGUACAGGAGUCCACCUACACAACCUCUGCUGUCAGCUCUUCCAGUGUGACCUGCUCAUCCCAGAGCACCAGCCCAGUAACAACUUCCUCCUAUGAGCAGACUUCUGCGCUUAGUAGGAUAGUGUAUGAAAGUUCCAUGGCUCCAUCUCAACCAACCCCUGUUGCAGUUACAAAUGGGCACAACAGUGUUAGAACACAGGCAACUCUUGACACUACUUCAUCAGUUCCUGUGCUUAAGACAGAACCUUCUCCCUCACUACCUUCUGCUGGUUCUCUGCCCAGCAUGGUGUCCACUACUGCUUCACUUCUGCCUUCAGCAUUGCAGCAUGCAGGAACUUUGCCCAGCUUGCCUCAGUCCAGUGAUCUGGCCAGCAGCUCACUCUCACAGUUAAGCAGCUCCCUUUCCAAUCAUCAGAGCGGCCUCUCCUCUGCCUCAGUGUUGUCUUCAAGCACAUCACAUGUGCACACUAGUGUUGAGAACACAACUUCACUUCAGCCUUCAACAACUUUUUCAACUGCUUCAACCUCAGCCACUAGCACCACCUCUUCGGUUGUCAGCAUGGCAAGCAGUAUGAACACUACAGCUAGCCUUGGCCUGAGUGUUACCAGUGUGUCUGCUACCACACGGGCAGCUCCCUUAAUGUCUUCAGGCAAAGCUCCCCCAAAUCUGCCUCAAGGUUUAUCACCCUUGUUGCAUAACCAGUAUAUUGUGGGACCUGGAGGACUUCUGCCUGCCUACCCACAGAUUUAUGGUUAUGAUGAUCUCCAGAUGCUUCAACCCAGGCUGCCAAUGGAUUACUACGGAAUUACAUUUCCUGCUCCUGCAACCUUGACAGGCAGAGAUGGAAGCCUUGCUAACAACCCCUUCUCAGGUGACGUAACAAAAUUUGGCCGUGGGGAUUCUGCCUCCCCUGCUCCUGCUACUACGCUCACUCAGUCACAGCAGAACCAGACUCAGACUCACCAUACAACUCAGCAGCCAUUCCUCAAUCCGACCCUGCCCCCAGGGUACAGCUACACUGGGUUACCUUAUUAUGCUGGUGUGCCCGGUGUUCCGAGUGCAUUCCAAUAUGGGCCAACCAUGUUUGUACCUCCAACAUCUGCUAAACAGCAUGGAGUCAACCUGAACACCACGUUGACUCCUUUUCAGCAAGGGAGUGGCUAUGGGCAGCAUGGCUAUGGGGCAGGCUAUGAUGACUUAACACAGGGAACAGCAGCUGGAGAUUACAGCAAAGGAGGCUACAGUGGGUCAUCUCAAGCACAAAACAAAUCUGCUGGCACUGGACCUGGGAAAGGUGUUUCUGUGACCUCAAGUAACACGGGUGUGCCUGAUAUCAGUGGCUCAGUCUAUAACAAGACUCAGACAUUUGACAAACAGGGAUUCCAUGCUGGCACACCACCUUCUUUUAGCCUACCCUCUGCUCUCGGAUCAACUGGGCUGAACCCUGCUGCUGCCCCAGGUUAUGCUCCAGCCCCAUUUCUCCAUAUCCUCCCUGCACAUCAGCAGCCUCAUUCCCAGAUGCUGCAUCACCACCUUCAGCAAGAUGGGCAGGGUGGAUCUGGCCAACGCAAUCAACCCAGCACCAUGCAGCAAAAGUCUCAGGCUACCAAAACCUAUGGUACUUCUCCAUACUGGACAAACUAAAUCCAAAACUGGGGAGGGGAGAGAGAAUGAGAGGAGGCAAAAAAAAAAAAGAGAAAAAUAAAAAGCUGACCCCCAUUCCUAGAAUUAUUAGGAGAAAUUACUGCUCAGCCAAACAUCUGUGGGGGAGAACUGCAGCCAGGCAGCCAUUCUCAGUGUGACUUGCCUGCUUCCUCUUGAAGUUGCUGUUGUAUGUAAUAUAUUUAUAUAUGUAUUUGUAAAUGCAAUAGAGGCUAAAUGUUGUUUUCUGCA